ACGUGGGUCAGGAGCUGGAGACGUUCCUGAUCAAGACCAGGCGCAGGAAACUCGAGCCCAUGCAGCAGUGGACCGACAGAUUCCGGUACCAGUACCUUCGGCGAGCGCUGGCACGUGCACUCGGCCACCCGACUCAGAGUCCUCACUCGACGUCGAGCUGGGCCCCCAGACCCUGGAGAUGGGUUGAAGUCGAGAAGGAAGAAGACGACGAGGGCCCGAGCUGGGCGUGGGGGUACACCGACGGCCGAGGAGAAGACGAUAUAUGGUCGCGCACCUGGAGUGUCACCAACGACGAUGACGCCGAGGAGGAGUUGGAUGACAUGCCAGAGGUCUCCCCGAGCAUCGUCCGGGGUUGGCUGAUGCUCGCGCGCGCGGGCCUGGAUUCCAGGGGGAGAUCUGCCAUCGUGACUGCCGCAGGUGGCUCGCUGGAGGCAAGCGGGAUCCGCGAAAAGCCGAUCUCGACCUGGGAGGGCGAUGGCCUGGCAGAGCGAGAUGGCCACGCUCGAUGCCCGAAGGCGUGCGCGGCGCAGAUGGGAGACGAUGGCCGCGCUUGGCUCGACGCGGACCACGUGGAGCAGGGUGCGGGCAGCUUCGCAGCGGAGCAGGAGUGCGAGGAGUUCGAUGGGGAACGUGACAUGGCCGAGGCUAAUGGCGAGGAUAUCGAGGCGCACGUGGCCGCCCAGCAGGAGGUGGCCGAGGCAUUGGCUGCGCUCCACACGGCCCAGCGAACCCUGCUCCGGGCUCGCCGGAGGGCGGAGGAGCUGGCGGAGGGUUCCCAGCGGGGUCUCGCCGUGGCCAAGGCGCCCGAGGCGAGCGCGAAGAUGGCCAUCCGCGUGAAGGAGCUGCAGUUUAACCUAGUGGCCGCCAGGGUCGCCGAGCAAGAGUCUGGGGACUCACCAAGUGAGGCGAUGUUCGCGGAACAAGCCAUUUUGGAGGGCAAGGGGGUCGUCGACUUAGGCUGCGCGGACACCAUGGGAGGCGAGCGUGCGCUUGACAUCGUAGCCCGCAAGAACCUAGAGAAGUACGGCGACACGAGGCUCCGCGAAGUGGAGUUCGGGAUCACGAGCGCGGGCAACGAGGGGGACAUCGCGAUCAACGGGUUCGCGAAGGACGUCCCGAUCCUCGUGUCGAAGCAGGUGCUCAAGAAGCUGGGGGCAGUCAUUGAUUGCGACGCGGGCGUCGCAGUGUUCGUGAUUUUGGCCCCGAAGGUCCCCGUCCAGCUGGAGGGGUCGCCCGACGGCGGACGCUACUACAUGGGCCUGGUGGGCGACAUCCUAGAGCACCGGGUGCAGGGCCCUGCCAGGUUGCAGAACUUCAGGAGGAUCAGCCAGCAUGUCUCUGAGCGGGGCAGGCCGGAUACG
Messenger RNA from Prorocentrum cordatum, 1361 nucleotides. NCBI's taxonomy places the organism in Eukaryota, Dinophyceae, Prorocentrales, Prorocentraceae. The record is from the annotation of a GenBank genome assembly.